This is a messenger RNA of Urocitellus parryii (Arctic ground squirrel), 2152 nucleotides long. Lineage: Eukaryota; Metazoa; Chordata; Mammalia; Rodentia; Sciuridae. The record is from RefSeq and is a predicted model, not a curated record.
AACGGUUGUGAACCAAAAAGCCAGGGCGUGGUCGCCCCGCCCACCAGCCCCUACAUCACCACCCCUCUCGCCGCUUUCAAGCGUGGGGAUUGGCUGAACGCAAGAAAGAGCCCCGCCCCUGGUCUUAUGACUCGGGCUGAAGCGGAGAUUCUUGGCUCUCACACCGCUGUGGUCGGUGGUCACCCGUGCGCUGUCCCCAGGUCCAGUGAGCCCUUUCUCUGGUGUUGCUGCCCUUGUUGUCACCGCCGCCUCCAGCCCUGUAGGAUCAUGGUGUACUUCCGUCCCUCCUGGCUUUCAGGCUCCGGGCUCCUGCUGCUCUGUCUCGUCCUGGGAGCUGACCAGUCUCAUGCCUUGGAAUAUAAUUUGACAGAUUCAUCAAAUGCUACUUGCCUUUAUGCAAAGUGGCAGAUGAAUUUCACAGUAACGUAUGAAACUACAAACAAAACUUAUAAAACGGUAAACAUUUCAGACCUAAGCAAUGUGACAUAUGAGGGAAGCACUUGUGGAGAUGACCAGAAUGGUCCCAGAGUAGCAGUGCAAUUUGGAUCUGGUUUUUCCUGGAUUGUAAACUUCACCAAACAUGCUCCUAAUUAUUUGAUCGAUACCAUCUCGUUUUCCUACAAUAUUCAUAAUCACACAACAUUUCCUGAUGCUGAACAUAAAGGAAUUAUUACCAUUGACAAUCAUGUGGCAUUAAAAGUUCCAUUGAAUGACAUCUUUAGAUGCAAUAGUUUGAUAACUAUAGAAAAGAAUAAUGUCACUCAGCACAUUUGGAAUAUUCUUGUACAAGCUUUUGUCCAAAAUGGCACGGUGAGCACAAAAGAAUAUCUGUGUGAUGAAGACAAACAUUCCACAACAGUGGCACCCAUCAAUCACACCACUGUGCCAUCUCCUACUCCAACACCCACUCCAAAGGAAAAUCCCUAUGUGGGAAACUAUUCGGUUCGUGAUGGUAAUAGCACUUGUCUACUGGCUACCAUGGGGCUGCAGCUGAACAUCAGUCAAGAUAAGGUUUCUUCAGUCAUUAACAUUAACCCCAAUUCAACUGGUGUCACUGGCAGCUGCCAUCCUCAGACUGCUCAGCUUAGGCUAAACAGCAGCAACAUUAAGUAUCUUGACUUCGUCUUUGCUGUCAAAAAUGAAAACCGAUUCUAUCUGAAGGAAGUGAAUGUCAGCUUGAAUUUGGCUAAUGGCUCUGUUUUCAGCAUUGCAAAUAACAACCUUAGCUACUGGGAUGCUCCUCUGGGAAGUUCUUAUAUGUGCCACAAAGAGCAGACUGUUUCAGUAUCUAGAACAUUUCAGAUAAAUACCUUUGAAUUAAGAGUUCAGCCUUUCAAUGUGAUGGAAGGAAAGUAUUCUACAGCCCAGGAAUGUUCGCUGGAUGAUGACACCAUUCUAAUACCAAUUAUAGUUGGUGCUGGUCUUUCAGGCUUGAUUAUCGUUAUAGUGAUUGCUUACCUAAUUGGCAGAAGAAAAAGUUAUGCUGGAUAUCAGACUCUGUAACACUAAUCCACAUGUGAUCUCUGUUAUCAAACAAUAAAGCAAGUACAAGUUCCAACCUGCAAUACUGUUCAAUUUAAGGUAUAUUUAGUUGUAGUCCUGCUCUUAGAAUGGGUGGUAUGAGAGAUUUUUGAACUUAAACAAAAAAAUUCUAUAAACUAUAAAUUAGCCAUGUGAUAUUGGUUUCCCAACCAAGGAAUAGUUAUUUCUAUAGUAAAAGACACAUGCAAAAUCACCUGUAUUAUAGGUUCUAUUUUACUGUCUUGAAUUAGUAUUUCAGUGUUUUCACUUAUGUAUAUCUGACUAGAAAUAUACAGCUUAGGAAAAACAAUUUUUGAAAAGAUAUCUUUUCCUUGCAUGAGGUUGAGUUGGGACAACAUAUUCUAUAGUGAAUUUGUACUUGCUCCUUUUUGCUUUUUUUUUUUGUGUGUGAUUUUGUUUGCAGGUUAACUUAGCUACUUUGGCAUUGCUGCAUAUUUGAUCCAUGAAAGAGAUGCUAGUAGAUUUGAACAGGGCCUAGUAUAUUAUGUUCUUACAAAUGAAUGCUUUUCUCAUGCUUUUUGAAUACAUUUGUACUUAAUGUGGCUGUAAUGACAAAAGACACAAAAGCUUUUUCAAUUUUAGAAUAGGUGUUAAUCUUAUUGUUUAAUGC